Molecule: messenger RNA, 3275 nt
Organism: Morone saxatilis (striped sea-bass)
Lineage: Eukaryota; Metazoa; Chordata; Actinopteri; Moronidae
Gene: fgl2a
Product: fibrinogen-like 2a
Exons: 5
Coding region: 1-1515 (504 amino acids)
Source: RefSeq, a predicted model, not a curated record
AUGAGGACAAUUGUGCUUUGCGUUUGUGCCAGUCUCCUGCUUACAGCCACCUUGGUGCCGCGCGCCAGCCGGGCAGCAGAAUCCCCCGUCAACUCACACCAGAGAUGGGACGCUAGAGGAACCUACUCGUUGGGAUCUGAAUCUGGUACCCCCACCUCCUGCCCCAUGAAACUGAGACCCUCGGGCCAGUGCGGGAGCUCCGGGGCCGGGGCAGAGGAGGGGGAGGAUUGCCCUUACCAGCUCACUCUGCCUCCCCUCACCAUCCAGUUGCCCAAACAGUUCAGGCUUCUGGAGAAGACGAUGAAGGAGCUGCAGAGCCUGAAGGAGGUGGUCAACAAGCUGAAGAGUGGGUGCCAGGAGUGCCGUGGGGCACGGGGCAAUGGGGCUUUUGGACAUCAGCAAGCUGACCAGGGACAGACGCAGAGGGAUGCUGGGGGAGAAGUGAGACUGGACCUGACAGGACAGGAGGUGCAAGGUGGGUCCAGCCAAGAAGAGAGGGGAGAUGGGAUAAUCCCUGGAGCUACUGUGGAUGUUGCUGGACCAGGGCAUGCUUCUAUUUUUGGGAAAAUUACACCGAGCCCGAGCACUAUGCAGGAGAUGCAGGUGAAGCUGAAUAGGAUGUCAGCCAGCCUGCGCAACGCCAGGAGCCAGAUCUCGGCUAUGCAGGGUCGUAUGGAGGGGCUCAACCUGCUCAACAUGGACAACGUGCAAGCUAUGGUGGACAGGCAGGUGGAGAACAUCACUGGAGUGGUCAACAAGCUCAGCUCCACCUGCACCACCGCAUGUCCAGUUCAGAACACUCCUCAGUUCAUGUUAGCCCCUCGGGACUGUUCAGACUACAAUGUUCUGGAGGUGAGGAAGAACGGUGUGUAUCGUGUGACCCCUGAUCCCCGCAACGGGACAUUUGAUGUCUUUUGUGACAUGGAAUCCUAUGGAGGUGGAUGGACGGUGAUACAGCAAAGGCUCGAUGGGUCUGUCAGCUUCAAUCGCACCUGGACAGAGUACAAGAAAGGUUUUGGGAACCUCAGAGGUGAGUUCUGGCUGGGCAAUGACCAUAUCCACUUGAUGACAAAAGCCAAAGACAUGAUCUUGCGCAUCGAGCUGGAGGACUUUGAGGGUGUUCGGGAGUACGCAAGGUACGACCAGUUCUACGUGGCCAAUGAGUACCUACGCUACCGGCUGUCCAUCAGUGGAUACAGUGGGACAGCUGGGAACGCCAUCAGUUUCAACAAGCACUUCAAUCAUGACCAGAAGUUUUUCUCCACGCCCGACCGCGACAACGACAUGUAUCCAUCCGGUAACUGCGGCACCUACUACAGCUCCGGCUGGUGGUUCGAUGCCUGCAUGUCCGCCAACCUCAACGGGAAGUACUAUCACAAGAGGUACAAGGGAGUCAGGAACGGGAUCUUCUGGGGAACAUGGCACAACAUGUCGACAGAGUACUACCCCACCAACUACAGGCAGGCCUUCAAGACUGUCAAGAUGAUGAUACGGCCCAAGAACUAUGCCCCUUAAGAGGACAGGUAAAUAUCGAUGAGUAUAGUGAGACGGACAGAUAGACGGACGAACACAAAACAAAGACAGUCAGAAAAUGGAAGAACAAGUAGACUCAGAAACUCAUACACAUGCGCAUAGUCAUGCAUUUGCACACAUUUACACAUGCAUACGUGUACACCGAAAAAGACUAUAAGUACUAUAGACAGUUUGAAUGCAGUAAUAACAAAAGUAAUUGAGAAAAAAAUUAACUGUGCUAUUUUCCACUGUGGUGAGUGUGGCCUUCAAGAUGUUGGAUUAAAAUGAUGAUAAUAAAGGACAAUGGACUAUGAACGAUGAUGGACUAAUAAAAAACAAAAAACACAUGCAAUGUAAAGGCCAGCCUCCUACAGGGGCCAUAAUAUUAUACGAAGGGUUACCAUGAGAGAUUUUUUCAAUGUUUCUCUGACAUUUCCUCACUUUCUGUCCUGCUGCCUCGUGCUAUAAACCCCCGCUGAGACGCAGCACAGCACACAGUAGUAGUAAAAACUAACGAGCUAUCAUUUUCUCCACUCUAAACAGUUUAAUAAUUAACAGCAGCCACUCGAGUGAGGUAUAUGAGAAAUAAUGAUAUAGUUUUGAGUGCAUCUGAAAUUUAUUGUGAAAGACAGAGUCAAACUGUUAAAAAAAAAAAAAUUACAGGGAGUGAUAUACAACAGCCUUUGGGCAGCGGCGUCGUUCAUUUAAUUACUCAGACACUUCAGUAAUGUGUCAUCGUCCUACAUAAUAUAAAAUGUCCCAGUAUAAAUAUGCAGUCUGAGAUAAAUUUCUAUUGGACCAUUGCCAAGCACAUUCUGCAUUAUUGAUGCAUUAGUAAAAUUCUUGACGGCAGCCACGGAGCAGGACACUGCAGCAAGGAAAAAAAUAGUUUUUCCACCCUUGUCUCUGGGUGCACUGAACUACUGCAAAUAUAUUGAUGCCAUACACCAGUUUUCACGUGUAAAAAAAAAAAAAAAAAAAAUUCCUCCCUGACUCACCACUUGUACAAUACUGCUGCCUAUUGUUAGAAAACUGUAUUGCAUCAUUUAAUCCAUUCUAUACACACUGUGAAUGGGAAGGAUGGGGAAAGAAAUGUUUCACUUUAAGGACGUGUACAGUAUUUAUUUUAUUUUGUGAGGUAUGAUAGCUUUUAUAUAAUACAUAGGGCAUACAGUAGGUUCGAUGAUUGUUGAUAUUCGAGCAAUGACAACGACUGUGCAUUGUUGUGACCAUUCAUAGUAAUUAUGUGUGUAGUUGGAGCUUUGUGUGUGUACAGUAUUGCUCUUUUCUAUCAUUCAUAUUCAACUGUCAUGCCAAAAGAUAUGCACUUUUUAUAUCAAAACAUGAAUAAAAUUCUAACUACAUGGCUGUGUACAUUGCAGUGUUUGGCAGCUUGAUGUCAUACUGAUGCCUGCUCAUCUUUAAAAGCAUCUUCUGUAUUGGAUUCACCUUUUUAAUGAAUGUAUACAAAAAUGUAUACAAGUUUAGCAUGAGUAUCCAUGAGUAGAAAACACAAACUCUGAAGUGUCUGCCGUCUAGUAUCCAGGGCUAUUUGAUGCCUGUAAAAAUGGAGGGAUGAGGUGCUGCAUGCCCGUAAUAAAUGGGUUAAUGAGGUGUUGACUCAAUAAAGCAACUCAGUAAAAGAGUGAGUUCAUAUUAACUUCACAGAGGUUUAUGAUCAAACUGUGGGCCUGUGACUUUAAUGUCUGUUUACUGUAUGUGACGAUCAAGUUAAUAAAAAAGUACUGUGCUCAUCCACGUGA